This is a messenger RNA of Falco peregrinus (peregrine falcon), 4347 nucleotides long. RefSeq names its product polypeptide N-acetylgalactosaminyltransferase 15 (gene GALNT15). Gene Ontology annotation, cellular component: Golgi apparatus. The transcript has 10 exons. The record is from RefSeq and is a predicted model, not a curated record. Lineage: Eukaryota; Metazoa; Chordata; Aves; Falconiformes; Falconidae. Bases 566 to 2485 code for a protein of 639 amino acids.
GGCAAAGUGCUUCCUGACUGAGUGCCGUAGUUAUGUGUGAAAGAAAGUCAGGGACCGACUAGUUCUCAUCUGUUGAUCGCAGUUAACUUGAAGCCUCUGAGCGGGGGAGAGCUGUCAGAUCUGCUUUCAGAGAUAAGGCACUUCAAUCCAGGCAGCAACUGGAAACUUUGAAGAAGCAAGAUCUACUCUGAAAGGAAACUAUAAGAAAUGGAAUUUCUUUUUACUUUGAAAAGGAAAAAAAUCAAAACUUCAGUUACUCUUUUCAUCAGCUGAAUAUGCGCUUUCCUAACUAAGCUGGGACUCUGUAUAACAGAGGAUCUACUUUCUCUCACUGGAUCCAUGCUAUGUUUUACUACAGUAAGUGCAAUAUUAAUAGGAAUGUUAUAUUUUAUCUGUAAAUAGAGAGGAAAGCAUGAAACGGCAUCAGUGAAAUUUGAGGGGAGUAAAAAAAAUCCUCUUGGCAGAUAGUGAAAAACAGGGUUUUGCUGCAACCCGAGGACUGGAGUCUGUGGAAGAUCCAAGUGAUAUUUAACAUGACCAUCUGUAUCAUUUUGUCUCCAACAGCAUGUUCUUGAGGAAGAAGUGCAGAUAUGGAUCACGUAAGCUGCAGUUUCUCUUGUUGUUGUUGAUGCUGGGCUUUUUGCUACUGAUGGUUACAAUGCUGACUCCACCACCCAGCACCCAGAGCAAGGACGGGACUUUCCAGCCCGUGGAGUUCAGCCCCCGGGAAGGGUACCAGAUGGACUUUGCGGAGCCCCAGGAGAUGCUGGAGACCCCGGAGGAGAGCCAGCAGUACUACCCUUUGGACGGGCUAUCCCCUUUCAUCUCCCUGCGGGAGGACGAGCUGAUCGCCGCCGUCGUGUCGCCCGCCGGCAGGAGGAACCACAGCAAGGCCAGGAAGGGCUAUCGGGUGGUGCGGCAGCAGGGCCGGCGGCCGGGGGGCAAGGCAGAGGGGGACCCCGAGCCCCAGCUCCUGUCCCUGCCCCUGCAGCCUGGGGACGGGGCUGCGGCGGGGGGGCACCCGCCCGGCCUGGACACCCAUGGCUUUGACGAAGCGCUUAGCGAGCGGAUCUCUCUGCGCAGGGAGCUGCCUGAGGUACGACACCCGUUGUGCCUACAGCAAGAAUACGAUUCCAGUCUGCCUACUGCUAGUGUCAUCAUCUGUUUCCAUGACGAAGCCUGGUCUACUCUGCUGAGAACUGUGCACAGCAUUAUGGACACAGCCCCAAAGGCCUCCCUCAAGGAUAUCAUCCUAGUUGAUGAUCUCAGCCAGCAAGGGCCCCUGAAGUCAGCUCUGAGUGAAUACAUCUCUAAGCUGGAUGGUGUGAAACUCAUACGGAGCAACAAGAGGCUUGGAGUCAUCCGAGGUCGGAUGUUAGGAGCUGCACGGGCAACUGGAGAUGUGCUUAUCUUCAUGGAUUCACACUGCGAGUGUCAGAAGGGCUGGUUGGAACCCCUCCUAGCCAGGCUGUCCAGCAACCGAAACAGUGUCGUCUCCCCUGUCAUAGAUGUCAUAGACUGGAAGACUUUUCAGUACUAUCACUCUGUGGGCCUGCAUCGAGGUGUUUUUGAUUGGAAAUUAAAUUUCCAUUGGGAACCAGUGCCAGAGCAUGAAGAGAAGGUACGACAGUCUCCCAUCAGCCCUAUCAGGAGUCCUGUGGUAGCUGGUGCAGUGGUGGCCAUGGAUCGACAUUACUUCCAAAACACUGGAGCUUAUGAUUCUGACAUGACCAUAUGGGGAGCAGAAAAUCUGGAACUAUCUAUAAGGACCUGGCUCUGUGGUGGCACCGUAGAAAUUAUUCCAUGCUCCCGAGUUGGGCAUGUCUAUCGAAAUCACUUUCCCGAUGCUUUCUCCUAUGAAGAGGCCAUUGUGAGGAACAAAAUCCGAAUAGCAGAGACCUGGCUGGGCUCUUUUAAAGAGAAUUUCUACAAGCAGGACACAGUGGCUUUCUUAAUCAGCAAGGCAGAGAAGCCAGACUGCAGUGAGCGCCUUCAGCUACAGAAGAGGCUGGGCUGCAGAAAUUUCCAGUGGUUUGUAUCAAAUGUGUACCCUGAACUCUCCCAGCCUGAAGACGCACCAAGUUUCUCUGGCAAGCUUUACAAUACUGGUGUUGGCUUCUGUGCAGAUUACAGACCUGGCAGAGCCAUUGCAGAAGGGUCUAUCGAACUCUCCCCGUGCAGCGACAGUCUCACCCAGCACUUUGAAUAUAACAGCAUGAAGGAAAUCCGGCUUGGCUCUGCUCCACUGUUUUGCUUUGAUGUCAGACACGGGAAGGUUAUUCCUCAAAACUGUACAAAGGAGACGGACAACAGACAACAGCACUGGGAUGUGCAGGAGAAUGGAAUGAUUGUCCAUGUCCUUUCUGGCAAAUGCAUAGAAGCAGCCAAGAGCGACGAUGAGAAGGACUUGGUUUUGUGUGCAUGUAACGAGAAUGCAAAUCAGGUCUGGCAAUUUGAACGUUCCCAUGUGCUACGUCAGAGAUGACUGACAGGUCUCUGGAGUGUCAGUAAUGGAAACAUUCGUUCUGUUUGGGAUUUAAGAUACAUUUCCUGCAUGGACAACAAAGAUGUUUGUGUUUGCUGUAGCAUGCAGGGCUGGGCUCAAAUAGGUGCCACCAUUUCCUGGUUUAUUCAGCUCUAGCUAAAAUUUCUAUUUAAUCUGUGAAGCAGGGAAUAAAGAUACUGUGAGCAUCAACACAUUCUCAACUCUGCUAUCGCAGAAGACAGUUAAGUUUGCCCUUUGAAAGAAACAUGAAAAAAUGGCUGCCAGACAGCCUGUCUUUAGCAUAUUCUGUGACUUCUGAGGAUACAGCAAAACAAAUGUUUGUGAAACUUUUGAAACUGUAAGAGGCAGCCAGCCAAACCAGGAUAAGAUUUUAGCCUUGUUUUACGGUGCAGUCGACUCAUAUAAAACAAAGUAGGUUUUGUAUGCAUAAAGUAGAUGUUUUCACAGGUAAUAGCUAAAAUUUUGUUUUCUAACUAGCCUGAGUUAAAUUUCUACUCUCUGUGAGAUUGCACAGAGCAUAAAUUAGCACUUAAUUAGGCACUAACUGCUCCAAUUGACUUGGAAUACCAGCAGUCCUCAGCAUCUUCUUUAAACCCUUCAUCCACAGUCUAAUUUGGAUGGAAGAAUGAGACUGAAAUAUUAAUAACUCUUUUUUUUUUGGUUGGUUUUAAUGAAAUUUAAGAACAACUCUUCAGAAAACUUUUGUGGAAUAUGAAAGAUUGAACUAGAUUAGAAAGAAGGGUAACAACGUCCCCGUUUAUUUUCAAAUGGACUGUAUCAGUAGCAUCCAUUUGUUCUCAGAAAGCUAUGGGAUGAGCUUAUUGUUAUUCCUGAGAAAAAAGUGCUGGCUGAAAACAGCGAAUGAAGGGAAACAGCAGGUUUCAACAGUGACUACCUAGGAAGAAAAUACCAGUGCCUACUUCCAGUUGCUUGCAGCCUGCGUUAAGUCUUUCACACUGUGAGAGUGGGUAAGUCUUUCACACUGUCAGUUUUGGCCAAGAAGAUCUUUUAGAUUCUUGCUGUUGUGGGUCUCCAGGCUGAGCCUCAAAAGACAGCAGCAUACAAAAUUUUCUAAACAAACUUCUUCUGCAGAGCCUGCAUCCUUGCUGACCUCCUGUGUUUCAAAGAAGUGAAUGAGAGUUGUUAGGUAAAGAGAAUGGUCUCCUAACAGUACACACUAGCAAAACAGAUUUCUAUCAGUGUUUUGUUAGGGCACUUUCAAUUUUGGAGCUAAACCUAACAAUGAUGGCACUUUCCAAGAGCCUGCUAAGGCAGAAGAACAAAGAUUUGGGAGUCUUCCCACAUCAGCAUGACACCUGAUUUACAGUAUAAAUCAGUCAUAACCAUAUUUAUUAAAGGGGAAGGGCAUAAUUCAUGAAAAUUAACUUGGUUUUGAGAUUUUUUUCAAGAGACAGAAAGGUUGGUUUGUUGCUUUUUUUUAAAUGUACAGCACAUUGUUUGGACUUUAGAGAAAGGAAGAAAUAACAGAAUAUUCUGCCCAGAGCCUUCCAGUCACCUGCUCUUGAUAAGUCAUACGUUGGUUUCAAGCAUAUAAUAUUGGUUACAACAGAAGACGUGAACAGCAUCCUGUGUUGCGUUGUCCAAAACAUUUCCCCGUGGGCUUUGAGUGCCACAGAUUCCACACCAUGUUCAGACAUCACUCCAGUCACCCUAAUUGCUACUUACUCUUUCCUUGAUAGCAUCAGAAUUUAAUACCAUUUGCUGCUGUGUCAUUUAAAAUUUCUUGUGACAUUCUUAAAAAUGCUUCAACUUUCACCUGAAAGGAUGGUAGCAGCUUCUUCCAGAACACCAAGUGAUCCCUGAUCAUGGCCCAAAUCUAG